Molecule: messenger RNA, 4366 nt
Organism: Schistosoma bovis
Lineage: Eukaryota; Metazoa; Platyhelminthes; Trematoda; Strigeidida; Schistosomatidae
Source: the annotation of a GenBank genome assembly
UUUGUUUUAUUUUAAGCUAUGGUAAGAGUUUCGGUGCGAUAUAGUCCCCAUUUGACUCCAAUAUUUAAGGCAAAAAUCUCCAUAAAUUAUUUUCAUGGUGACGGCGUGGGUAAAUAACUAUAUAUUACCCCGGAUAUUCGUCCUACACAUUGUCGUCCAAAACUUAUCUUCCGAGGCAGUUUAUUUAGUGUUAAUUUCCUAUACCCAUAAUAAAUAAAAUCGAACAAAAUUAAGCUAAAAGUGAUCUUUCUCGUCUGCUUACCACAACCUAAUUCUUCUAUUUAUUCCCCAACGUUUAUUAUUAUUAUUGUUAAUGUAGUUUAAUAAGACGAUCUUAAUAGUAUGAGUGCAUAACUUUUCUUUAUGUAGUUGGCACUAAAAUUAGCAUAGAAGUUUACUUGUCUCCUGGAGUUUCUCGCCUUUUUCAUGUCUCUGUCUUACGUCAACUGAUAUCUGGUUUACUUGCGUUUUCUCAAUAAUGACUAUGUAUUUUUUGGAGACUUAUGUAUGUAAAUCUAUUCUUAGUAAAUGAAAUUUGUUCCGUUAAAGACCGCUUCAAGUUCACGUUAUAUGGAUAUGAUUAAAAAUAGGGAAUCCAUCUGUUCCAAUAUAUGUGUUUUUAUUCGGUUUCUAAAUAUCUAACCUAUAUCCUUUAAGAUGCUUAGUUGUGAAUUUAAAGUCCCUAAAUACUUUGAAGUUAAUUUAAAACGAAGAUUAGUACAUACCUUUUUAAGCUUUUAGACUGAGACCAGCAAAUUGAUUCUGAUGUUAGCCGAUUGUAGCAAUAAAAGUCUCAUUUACAUAAUUGUUUUCAUCCAACUAUUGGUUUAGGUUUCUGGCAUUCAAACUAUUGAUACUAACCAUGAAGACAUGAUACAUGAUGCUCAGUUGGACUACUAUGGAACAACUCUAGCAACAGCUUCGUCUGAUCAUUCAGUUAAAAUAUUUGAUGUCCGUAACAAGAAACAAGUUCUUAUAGCUCACUUACGAGAUCAUCAAGGACCUGUUUGGAGUUUAAGUUGGUCCCAUCCUAUGUAUGGGAGUUUAUUGGCCUCUUGCGGUUAUGAUCGUAAGGUGAUUAUCUGGCAAGAAAUCAAUGGACGAUGGGGAAAAGUCUUUGAGUAUGCUGAACACGCUAGUUCAGUCAAUUGCGUUUGUUGGGCUCCUCAUUCUUAUGGACUAAUGCUAGCAUGUGCCAGUUCAGAUGGGACAAUCUCCAUCCUUAUAUCAGACGAAACGAACUCUUGGCGUGCCUUUCGAAUCCCAGAAGCACACUCCGUUGGUGUUAAUAGCGUGUCUUGGGCACCCUCCAUAAAUGCUGAAUUUAUAUUCAAUCCCACGUUGGCAACAUCAACAACAUCAACAAAUACUCUGAUUCCUCCUAUCAAAAGACUAGUUUCUGGUGGGUGUGAUUCUUUAAUUAAAAUAUGGCGUGAAGAUGUUUCUUCUGGAAAUCCAGAAUGGAUCGAAGAAACUCGUCUAGAUGGUCAUACCGAUUGGGUACGUGAUGUUGCUUGGUGUCCAAGCUUGAAUAUUUCACGACAAUUAAUCGCUUCAUGUGGCCAAGAUGGAAGAUUAAUAAUUUGGCAAUCGACAGCUAAUAAUGAUAAUAAUAAUGAAAAUCGUAUGAUGAAUCGAUCGACAGCAGUAAAUGAUAAUAAUAAUGAUAAUAAAAACCCAAAUUCUAAUGAAUUAGUAGAAUCAAAAGAUUUCCAGUCUACACAAUAUUCCACAUUUUGGCGUCCAACCAUUUUGUAUACAUAUCCCGAUGUUGUCUGGAAUGUUUCGUGGUCUGUAACUGGGAAUAUUUUAGCGGUAUCUGGAGGAGAUAAUAAGAUGAAUGAAUGAUUUGGUGAUUAUACGAAGAUGAAUCAUAUUAUUCUUUAUACUUUAUCAUGUUAUUGUUCUAUCACGAAUAGUUUUACAUUUGUAUUACAGGCACAUAGUUAUUACUUUUGACCUGAGUGUGACCCUAAUAGAAAAAUUGUAUGUGUGAUGAUGAACAGUUACAUGCCUAUAUAUUUGUAGGUAUAGCAGUAGUACAUUGUUGUAUUUCAAUAAUUGUAAUUAAUUAUGCAACUGUAACAUUACCGCUAUAUUUCCAUGUCAAUAAAUAUUUUCUAGCUUAUUUAAAUACAAACAUAGAUACUUGAAACAAUGUAGCCUGACCAAAAAAAGUCAAAAUUGUCAUACUAAAUGAAUACUUUUUAACGUUUUGGAUAUCCUUAAAGUUGAGAAAAGUUUUUUGUCAUAUUCAAUAGCGUUUCGUAUACAUAAAGAGUUGUAUACUUAUAUUCUUUGUAAAAGGAUUAAUCUCCAAUCACUUCUUUCUGUACUACUACUAUUACUACAAUUGAUAAUGUUGCUACUUGUACUACUCACUAUGUUGAUUUAGUAUGGCAACGUGAAUCGAUCCACAUAAUGUGUCAGUUUUCGUAUGUUUGACGACUGACUGCAGCCAUCUAUUUCAAUUAAAACGGAAAGGAGAUAAUGCUAUCUGUUACUGAAACAUGAAUUGUAUUCAGUGAGUCCAUUUAAUAAGGAGUGUUGAUUCAGAUAUAUGUAAUUAUUUGGAACUUGUGUUUUUGAUUUCAUUCAACUUUACAAACUACUGAUGUGAAUUGUUAAACUCACACCUUACCGUAUGUAGUUUUUCCAAGCAAUCUAAUCAAAUAAAGAAAUUCCACUCAAUAUUAUAUUUUUGAUUAAUUUAAACAUCGUAUGUAAAGUAAUUUUAACUGAGAAUAAUAUGAAUUCAUUUGUUAUUUUAUUGUUGUGUAAUUCUCAAAAACCAACUACUUUCAGUCUCUAGACACUUUCAAUAUUCAAUUGUCUAGAAUGCAAUAGAAUUGCAUAAUAUUGUUCUAUGAUUAAAGCCUAUUGUUACGCUAUUAGAAAAAAAACUAUCAGAUAAAACGAACAUAAAAGCCACAAUUAUUGUUUGGAAUAGAAGAGAGGAAAUCAUUCGCACCAUCCACUUUACGUUUAGCACACCUAUAUUUUACAUUACUGAAUUAUCACUAUUUAUACUCAAGAAAGUAUGGAAUUGGUUAAAAAAAGACGAAAUGAAAUAAAAAACAGAUGGUAAAACCCUAAUAAAAGUUUUCAGUGUGAAUAAGGCAACCGAAAAGAAACAGGUGAAUGGUUAACCAAGUAAUGAUGUUAUGAUCAAAUAAUGAAAAUUCCUUAUAUAGAAUAGAUGAAAUGCAACUAGUAGUGGAAUCCAAGACACGCGUCUCAUCUUAAUUGAGAUUUGUCAGCUGAAUAUACCUGUAUCCCAGCCUAAAUGUUUAUUAGGGUAUUCAUACUCAGUAAUUUCCGUUUCAAGCUCCAGCGCUUUGUCCACUUCGCCACUUCUAGCCAUAUUUCAUCGAAACCUAUAUCAUAAUGGCUGUAACUAGAUAGUCCACACAAGAUUCACAUAUAUCAUCUUAAUCUGACCACAUCUCAGUCGAAAUAUCAAUAGCAAGACAAUCCAGAGCAUUACAAAUGAAAUUUUAAAAAAUGUAUUGAAUUACACUUGUCAGGGAAUUAGAUUGAAAUGUUGUUUUCUUCUCUUUUCCAAAUACAUAGAUAAUUAUGAUUAGUUCUUUUAAUGAUAAUAGACAGUGUACUACUCACUGAAUCACAUUGCAUCUACAUUGUUCUUUUCUUAGUUUCUAGAUGUCAACAUUAUGUUAUGGAUAACUUACAUCUUUGUUUAGUGUAGUCAUUACAAACAUUUAUAGAUAUCUCUUUGCAUUCAUAUCUGAAUCUGUUUCAGCUUAUAAUUAUACCGUUUGUCUGUGUUUGCUGAUUCUGUGAAUUCUUCCCAAUGAUAAUAUAAAAAUGCCAUAUUCUCCAUAUAAGCAUUAUUUAUUACCUAUUCCUAAAGUUGUCGUUAUUUUAUUCACAGUUCUAAUCAUUAUCGUUAUCAUCAUUGUGUUUAAAGUACAAUCAAUUUCGUCUAUCAGCUUGUAUUUUUCUAAGAUUAAGGUCAGUUAUCACCUCUAGUCAAACAUCAAAACUAUUUAAAUGUUAAUUAUGAUGUGAAAAUUCCAUGUUAAAUGUUUUAUUCUCAAUACCAUUUAUUUAAUAGUACAUGAUUUCGCUUGAUUAUUAUAAUAAAUCAUAAUGAAAUUCUGUAUAUAUAUUUCAAAACCAAGUUCCAAUAAUGUAAUAAGAAGACUAAGAUUAUCAUUUGUAUUCCUUUAUUUCUUUUUCACCCUAUUGAAUAAACGUAUUUAUUUUUCCAAUGAAUUAAUUCAUUUCCAUUUAUAUUUUUAUAAUGGUUGAGCUUUUUUGUUAAUGCAUGAGUAAAUGAUUAUUGUGUUCUUUCUGUCUUCUCCAAUCAUCAUCAUUUAGGUUACACUUUGGAAGGAAAAUU